AUGUCCGAUAACAAUCCCCAGCACCCUGGGGUACGCAGCUUGUUAGCCAAGUUUGAAGGUCAAAGCCCCAUCAUCUCUCCGCCGUCUCGUGGUCGAUCCCCAACCUCAUCAGACUCGUCAGCAACAGUUCGGCAGCUGUCCAGGGUCCGGGCUAGCUUUGUCACUGUGGACGGGGUCAUGCACUCGAAUCCGGCUUCGCCUUUGAGGAAAACAAGUGGGCGUAGCGAUAGUCCAGGCAUGUUUGGACCGAAAAUCAAUUCGGGCAAUGUGGAGUCCGGCCGACAGAAUACGAUCUCCCCCACCCCGCUCAGCCGCCUAGAUCACACACAGAACGCCACUCUGGGACAGAUAAUGGCUCAGGGUCGACCGGAGGAAGCCAUUGAAACCAAGAUUGAACCGAAGGCUACCAAGGAGAAGCCCAUAGCGCGCACUGCAAACACCCCACCAAAACAGACAGAGGGGCCCAUCUCUACGGAUUCCAAGUCGCCAAGCUCAGACACUCCAUCGCAGAAGUCAGAUUCAUCAGGGGGGAUCAAGAAGAAGCCUUCUUCCAUUGGGUCUGCCCGCAGUGCAGCAAGCAAGUCUUCCUCGACCACUGCAGUUUCAACUGGCGCGAAGACGGCUGCUCACAAGACAACCUCCAAGCCCACAGCUCGCGAAGUGGCUAAAGAGCGCGUUAACUCUCUGGCCCACAAACCGAGUCGUGUGUCACUCAAUCCUAAGACGACAGCACGACCAACCCGCGGCCCAGCACCGGUACACGAUGCUUCAAAGCCACAUGCAGCAGGUGUAUCCAGCAAGUCAGGAAUUAAAACCCCACCUAAACAUGUCCGUGUACCUAGCUUGACACAUACGUCCACCCAAGCUUCUGCUGCUAAGCUAGGAAGCACGGCGGUUCCGAGCACUCGCACUACUGCUAGUGCAUCAACCCUCACGAGAAAACCUUCAUCCCUCAAAAGCGCAACUGGAACUCACCCGCGUGCCACUACUCCUAGUGCCAGCAUUCGCAGACAAUCCUCUCGCCCUUCGUUGCCCGCUCAGGCAGCUCAUGAUACAACCACGAAGCCUGUCAAUGAGGGUUUUCUUGCUAGAAUGAUGCGGCCUACUGCUAGCUCUGCGAACAAGUCCCAUCCUUCGGAAAAGACUGAUGCAAAGCCUGUUACUAAGACAUCCUCUGUUUCAAAGGCUCCCAGGCCAUCAACUGGGAGGGUGCCAGACCGUAGUGUCCACCAAGUAAAACCUAAGAGCACCACCGCCCUUCGACUUCAGAGUCAGAAAUCCCAGGCUCUGAACAAGGAAUCUGCACCACAGAAAGAUGGGCAUAAGCCUUCCCAAAAGGAACACGAAAGCGAGAAAGAGAACAUUGGGGAGCCCAUCACAGCCAGUCCGAAGGAGCCUGCAACAGUGGAACCUGCUCCGGUUGUGGCUGUGGAACAGCCCGAGGCUGCUGCCAAGCCAGUCGAGGAGGCCGCUUCCCCUGCUCAGGUUGAGAAGCCUACCCCAGAAGUUUCCAUUGCAUCGACUGAGCCAGCCGAGAAGUCGAUUGAAGUCCCUGAGCCGAUCGUUGAGGAACCAGUAAUUGAGAGCUCCUCUGACCCCGUCCCAAUCAAAGAUGCUACAGAGGUGCCGGCUGAGCCUAUUGAUUCCACCGAAGCCCAGGAUUCAGCUGAGGCUAAGGUGGAUGCUCCUGUUGAGGCCAUUAUUGAGACCAUCGUGGAGGAUGUUGAGGAGGAGAAGGCUGCUGAGACCACCUCCGCAACCGAAGAGACUGCCGCAGAGCCCGUGGCAAUCCCAACAGCUGACGAUGAAGUGAAGGUCGAUGAGAAGCAAGAGCCCUCCAUUCCCGAACCAGAGGUGCUCGAGACUCCGGAAUCAACAGAAGUCCACGUCGAUGCUGAAAAAGAAGACAAUGCGCCAGUGAAGGAGGCUAUUGCCCCUGAAACUUUUGCAGUGGCCUCAGAGGAAAAUUCCACAGAGGCCAAGUCUACUGAGCCUGCUCCUGAUGCACAGUCCGCAGCUGAGGCUGAGUCGCACAAUGUGGCCAUCGACAUUGUCACUCUCGCAUUGAAGUAG
Molecule: messenger RNA, 2073 nt
Organism: Penicillium vulpinum
Lineage: Eukaryota; Fungi; Ascomycota; Eurotiomycetes; Eurotiales; Aspergillaceae
Exons: 1
Coding region: 1-2073 (690 amino acids)
Source: RefSeq, a predicted model, not a curated record